AUCACAAUAAUGUCAGGGUUUUUUUUACAUUCUAUUAAUAAUACUAACUUGUGGCAAUUGUGCACACUUCUGAAUAUCUGCAAGUACUAAAUAUACUACACAAUUAAUUAAAUGCUAACAUAAUUACCAUUAUCAUUGUUGUUGGUAUCAUUAAUUUAAAUACAUAAACCAUUUUACUGUAGAAAGUAGUAUUUAUCUUUUUUUCCUUUUCUUUGGAUUCUUUCUCCAUUAUUAAACUUCAAUCUGUUUGAUUUUCCCGUUUUCGACUCUAAGUGACGCUGUUGAACAAGAAUACAAUAUCUGCCCUUCGUCUCUCUUUGCAGUUCAGGGGCGUUCUUUGUAACGUAACAUUGAUGUAGGCUCCGAGGGAGCACCAGGAAGUGUUUACAUCUCGAAAAGGACGUUUAUUACACUCGAGCGGAUAUAUUUGUCUUUUCUUAUAUCAGAACAAAGCACAUCUGGAAGAGUGGAUGUUAUUGAAUUUUUACCGGAGGAUCUCUGUUUGUUUUUUUAUUCCUCGGAGAAUGUCCCUAUCUGAAAUGGCGUAUCAACAACCACUCAGCAAAUGGCGUUUGUAUUUCGGACUUCAUUGGGUCAUGGUUAUUUUGUCGCUAUGCUUCUUCAAUGUCGUGCUGUGUCAGAUCCGCUACUCUAUCCCAGAAGAGAUGAAGAAGGGCUCCCUUAUAGGUAACGUAGCACAGGAUCUGGGUUUGGAUUUGAAAAGGCUCCGUUCUGGGCGGGCCCGUAUCGUGACCGGAGAAAACAUCCACUACACCGAGCUGAAGGCAGACAAAGGGAUUCUAGUCGUGAAUGAGAGAAUAGACCGAGAGCAGCUUUGUGGAGACGUAACUCCUUGCAGUUUCAGCUUUGAAAUCAUCUUAGAAAACCCAAUGGAAUUACACCACAUAACAAUUGAAGUGCUAGAUGUGAAUGAUCAUCCUCCAGUGUUCAAGAAAUCAGAUAUUAUGUUAGACAUAAGCGAGUCAGCUAACCUUGGGGCGCGUUUUGUGAUGGACAGUGCGGAGGAUCCCGAUGUGGGUGUCAAUGGCCUGCAAAAUUAUGUUUUAACUUCAAAUGACAAUUUCGUUUUAAAGCAGCAUGUGAAUCCAGACGGGAGUAAAUAUGCUGAGAUGGUGCUUCAGAAGCAGUUAGACAGAGAGGAGGUUCCCCAUCUCUCUUUAAAGCUUAUAGCAGUAGAUGGUGGUAAUCCGCAGAGAUCUGGCACCGUUAAUAUAGACAUCAAGGUUUUAGAUGCAAAUGACAAUGCCCCCGUUUUUAACCAGUCAGUUUACAAGGCUACAGUGAUAGAGAACGCAGCAAAGGGCACUAAUAUUGUUACCGUUAAUGCUACAGACGCAGAUAAUGGAUCGAAUGGUUACAUCACAUAUUCAAUUUCAAACAUGAGGAGUAACAUAGCUGAUUUGUUGUCCAUAGAUCAAGUCUCUGGUGUAUUGUCUGUAUCGGGCCCAAUAGAUUUUGAAAAGGAUAAAAAAUUUGAGCUUAGAAUCGAUGCAAAAGAUCAGGGGGGUUUAACAGAUUCAAGUAAAGUGAUAAUUGAAGUAACUGAUGUAAAUGACAACGCCCCUACUAUCAGCGUCAUGUCAUUCACUAGUCCUGUGUCAGAAGACUCUCCUCCUGGUACAACUAUUGGCAUUAUAAAUGUAAAAGAUCUCGAUUCAGGUGAGAACGGGCAGGUGGCAUGUAACAUAGCUCAAAAUGCACCUUUCAAAAUCAAAUCUAAUUUAAGAAAUUAUUAUACUUUGGUAACAGACACUGUAUUAGAUCGUGAAAGUGUUACAGAUUACAACAUCACUGUAGUUGCAACAGAUGCAGGAAUGCCUCCUCUCUCAACAAAAAGAACCUUUCACUUAAAAGUAUCUGAUGUGAACGAUAAUGCUCCACUAUUUUCACAAAAUAUUUACAAUGCGUUUAUUUCAGAGAAUAACUCUCCAGGAGUCUCUCUUCUCAAUGUUCGGGCGAAAGAUCCUGAUGAAAACCAAAACGCCCGUAUAUCUUAUAUUCUUGAGGAUUCUGAUCUAGACGGAUCUUCAGUCUCUCGAUGUGUGUCAGUUAAUGCAGAAAGUGGAGUAAUACACGCAGUGCGCUCAUUUGAUUAUGAGCAACUCAAACAGCUGGUUUUCACCGUCAAAGCUCAGGAUGGAGGCUCCCCUCCACUCAGUAGCAACGUGACUGUGAAACUAAUGAUACAGGACCAGAACGACAACCCUCCUCAGGUCCUGUACCCAGUCCAGACUGGAGGCUCUCUGGUGGCUGAAAUGGUGCCUCGUUCAGCAGAUGUGGGCUAUCUGGUGACUAAAGUGGUGGCUGUUGAUGUGGACUCUGGACAGAAUGCCUGGCUCUCCUAUAAACUGCAGAAAGCCACAGACAGGGCGCUGUUUGAAGUGGGCUUACAGAAUGGAGAAAUAAGAACUAUCCGCCAAGUGACUGAUAAAGAUGCUGUGAAACAAAGACUGAGUGUUAUAGUGGAGGACAACGGGCAGCCCUCUCGUUCAGCUACAGUCAUUGUUAACGUGGCGGUGGCGGACAGCUUCCCUGAAGUGCUGUCUGAGUUCACUGACUUUACACACGACAAGGAGUACAAUGACAACCUGACUUUUUACUUAGUGUUGGCUUUGGCUGUAGUUUCCUUCCUCUUCAUCACGUGUUUAGUGGUUAUUAUCUCAGUGAAAAUCUACAGAUGGAGACAGUCUCGCAUCCUGUAUCACUCCAGCCUGCCUGUGAUUCCAUAUUAUCCUCCACGUUACUCAGACACUUUGGGGACAGGGACUCUCCAACACGUGUACAAUUACGAGGUGUGCAGGACGACUGACUCCAGAAAGAGUGACUGUAAGUUCGGCAGAGCCGGUAGUCAGAACGUGCUGAUAAUGGACCCCAGUUCUACAGGGACGAUGCAGCGGAUACAGAGUGAGAAGAGCAUCCUGGAUGAACCAGACUCUCCUCUAGAGGUCAGUUAACUUCAUUACGUGGCCUAAAGAUAAAUUCCCUUGUGCAGUGUCUUCAAAUCUCACAUUUUCUUCCUGCUGACUGUGUAUGUUUAGUCAACUGCCAUCUGUUUUGCUCUUAAAUUAGAUAACAUAUAUCUGGGAUUAAAUAAAUGACCUGAAUUGGGACACAAUUUACAAAAGCUGACUCAAUUUGUGUACUGAAUAUGACGUUUUUCGUAUUAAAUGUCAGAUGAUUUGGUAGUUCUUGCAGUACAGUGAAUAGCGUUUAGUUACUUUAAUUUAAACAUUUUUAGUCUUAUUUUCCACAACUCUCUUCUGACUCUCUUGCAUUUGUAUUGCAAUGUGAAAAGCGUGCUUUGGUUGAUCUUUUUUUUUUAUUUAAAAUUUAUUUUACAACACUUCUACCACAUCAAUAUUAGAUGAGAUGCCAAUGUAAUUGACACACUAC
This is a messenger RNA of Centropristis striata (black sea bass), 3414 nucleotides long. Its product is annotated as protocadherin beta-11-like. Lineage: Eukaryota; Metazoa; Chordata; Actinopteri; Perciformes; Serranidae. The record is from RefSeq and is a predicted model, not a curated record. Gene Ontology annotation, cellular component: plasma membrane. Gene Ontology annotation, biological process: homophilic cell-cell adhesion. The transcript has a single exon. The coding region runs from base 471 to 2975 and encodes 834 amino acids. Gene Ontology annotation, molecular function: calcium ion binding.